AUGGCGGCGAGUCAGGGAGGCGGUGGGAACAGUGGGGGCGGCGGCUGCGGUGGAGGUGGAAGUGGCGGUGGCGGUGGCGCGGCUGGAGGAGGAGGAGGUGGUAGUGGCGGAGGAGGUGGCGGGCCUGGGGCGGGAGGAGGUGGCGGCUGUGGCGGGACCGUGGCGGUGCCCAUCCCGGUACCGACUCUUUUUGGUCAGCCGUUCCCCAAUGGGCCGCAGUGGCACCCGGGGAGCUUGCAGCCUCAGCACACGGUGAGGAGCCUGGACCGGGCCCUGGAGGAGGCAGGGAAUUCUGGCAUCCUGAGCCUCAGUGGCAGGAAACUCAGAGACUUCCCGGGCAGCGGCUACGACCUGACGGACACCACCCAAGCAGAUCUUUCCAGAAAUCGUUUUACAGAAAUCCCUUCAGAUGUGUGGUUGUUUGCACCACUUGAAACAUUAAACCUAUAUCAUAACUGCAUCAAAACCAUUCCUGAAGCCAUAAAGAAUUUGCAGAUGUUGACAUACCUUAACAUUAGCCGAAAUCUUUUAUCAACAUUGCCAAAAUACCUAUUUGACCUUCCUCUUAAAGUUUUGGUUGUCAGCAAUAAUAAACUGGUGUCCAUUCCAGAAGAAAUUGGAAAAUUAAAAGAUUUGAUGGAAUUGGACAUUAGCUGCAAUGAGAUUCAGGUCCUUCCCCAACAAAUGGGAAAAUUACAUUCACUUAAAGAGCUAAAUAUAAGGAGAAAUAACCUUCAUGUUUUGCCAGAUGAAUUAGGAGCUCUCCCCUUAGUGAAGUUGGAUUUCUCCUGUAAUAAAGUGACUGAAAUUCCUGUUUGCUAUAGGAAGCUGCAUCAUUUACAAGUAAUCAUUUUGGAUAACAAUCCACUGCAAGUCCCACCAGCACAGAUAUGCUUAAAGGGCAAAGUGCACAUAUUUAAGUACUUAAAUAUACAAGCGUGUUGUAGAAUGGAUAAGAAACCAGAUUCCCUGGAUCUUCCAUCACUGAGUAAAAGAAUGCCUUCUCAGCCUCUCACAGACAGUAUGGAAGAUUUUUAUCCAAAUAAAAAUCAUGGCCCUGACUCUGGAAUUGGAAGUGAUAAUGGAGAGAAGCGAUUGUCUACAACAGAACCAUCAGAUGAUGACACAAUCAGCCUUCACUCUCAAGUCUCAGAAUCAAAUAGAGAGCAAACAUCAAGAAAUGAGAGUCAUGUAAUAGGAAGCAAGCCUGAUUCUCAGAAAGACCAGGAGGUGUAUGAUUUUAUUGAUCCCAGCACAGAAGAUGUAGCAGUCCCAGAACAAGGAGAUACACAUAUUGGAUCAUUUGUUUCUUUCCUUAAGGGAAAAGAAAAGUGCUCUGAAAAAUCUCAGAAAACUGAAGAACUGGGAAAUGAAAAAAAACUUGACAAAGAACAGUUACUUCCAGAAGAAGAAGAUGAUGAUUUGAAAGAAGUAACUGAUUUGAGGAAGAUAGCUGCUCAGUUAUUGAAGCAAGAACAGAAGAACAGAUGGAGGCCUUUAAGUUAUAGAACAUCAUUCAGUGACAAACUCUUCCAGAGGACCAGAGCAGCAGGACGGAAAUCAAGGAUUCUUAAUCAUUCAACUUCUGUCAUGAGAAAUAAGCUGAAACAAACUGUGGAAUGUGAAAAGAGUGUCCCAGCAGAUGAAGGACAUUCCCCAUUAUCACCCCUUGCAUGGCAGCCAUUAGAAAAUCAGAAGGAUCAAAUUGUUGAUCAACAGUGGCCAGAAUCUCAGCCUAUAAUCUGGCAAAAUGAAGAGAGGAGACGGAGCAAGCAGAUCAGAAAAGAAUAUUUCAAGUAUAAAUCAGCAAGGAAGAAUUCAAGCAGCAAUGAAAAUGAGGAGCAAGAGAGUGAUAAUGCUCAUAUGUCACCACAGUCUCCGGUAUCAUCUGAGGAAUAUGACAGGACUGAUGGCUUUUCACAUGGUCCCUUUGGCUUGAAGCCUAGAUCAGCCUUUAGUCGUGCAUCUCGUCAGGAAUACGGGGCAGCAGAUCCAGGAUUUACAAUGAGAAGAAAGAUGGAGCAUCUACGGGAAGAACGUGAACAGAUAAGGCAGCUUCGCAAUAAUCUUGAAUCCAGAUUAAAAGUCAUUUUGCCUGAUGACAUAGGAGCUGCACUGAUGGAUGGGGUUGUUCUUUGCCAUUUGGCCAAUCACAUACGGCCACGCUCUGUAGCUAGUAUUCACGUACCGUCACCAGCAGUGCCCAAGCUGAGCAUGGCAAAAUGUCGAAGAAAUGUAGAAAAUUUUCUUGAUGCUUGCAAAAAGUUGGGUGUUUCGCAGGAGAGACUCUGCUUGCCUCACCAUAUUUUGGAAGAACGAGGUCUUGUGAAAGUUGGUGUCACAGUUCAGGCACUCCUUGAAUUACCUACCACCAAGGCAUCUCAACUUUCUAUGGCUUGAUGUGACAUUAAAACAAUUAUACGUGUAUAAUUUCAUGUAUUUGAAAUGAUUUCAGAUAUCUCAAAAUUAUGAAGAAGAAUGUCCAGUAAAAACAGUUUGCCUUAGGUUUCUUUUUUUAAAAUUACCUUAAGAUAUCAGACGUAAACUCAGAGUUGUCCAAGCAAUAUUUGGAGGAAAAUUGGAUUAGUUUAAUCAGAGUUUUGAUAAUUUAAAAUUCUCCUUGUUUUUAUGUCAUUCAAUAACUGUGACUAAUUUUCAGAAUGCAAAUUGAUACAAAAUUGAAAAUGUGCUUUCAAUUUAGCAGUCACAUAUAUUAAGUUGAAUAUUUUUUACAUUGCUGUAUACUAGUGAACAUCUGGGUAAAAGUAAUCAUAUUUUAGGAAAACAAUUAUAUAUUUGAGUUAUUUCAUAUACUUCAAGUUUAUACGCAAUCUCUUCAAUAUUUUGUCUUUGUUUCCUAGGAAAAAAUGAGUAGUAAAUUACAAAAACCUGGCAUUAUUUAAUUCUUUUAGUAUUAUCAGUUGGUGCCAAAAUAUUUUCAGUUAUACUGUAGGUUGUUUACAUGUGAAGUGCCUGUGUAAUUGAUGAAUCUUAAAAUAGUCUUAAGCAUUUUUGCAAUUUCUUUUUAUGUAUUAAUAGAAUCAAUGGAAUUUUUAAAAUAUUUUGGUAGGUUUUGUACGGUCAGUAAUAAGUGAGGAUUUAAAUGUGCCUCACAUUGGUGGUUUCUUAGUUAAUCACAUUGCAGUUUUCCUUGAAUUGGUUAGCUCACAUUGUCAAAAAUGUUAAUAUGCUUAAUUUAUGAUAUUUAAUUUUGCAAAACCAUAAUCAUCUUUUAAAUUGUUUUAUUUGAAGAGUAUUUUAUUGUUAUGUUGAAAACGUUACACAAAGGAGUAAGGCUUUGGAGAGCUAGGGAAGAACUAAUUGUCAAGGACAUUUGGAAGCAACUGCUAGUGCUUGGAUUUGUAUCUCAACUUACUGGAACAUUAAGUACAUUUUCAGAGAGUGGCCAUUAAGAAAUAGGUUUUGAUU
This is a messenger RNA of Acomys russatus (golden spiny mouse), 3429 nucleotides long. It is a transcript of the gene Lrch2, whose product is annotated as leucine rich repeats and calponin homology domain containing 2. Bases 1 to 2400 code for a protein of 799 amino acids. The transcript is spliced from 22 exons. NCBI's taxonomy places the organism in Eukaryota, Metazoa, Chordata, Mammalia, Rodentia, Muridae. Gene Ontology annotation, molecular function: protein binding. The record is from RefSeq and is a predicted model, not a curated record.